ACUUAGCUUGCAAGGUGUGAGAUUCUUCGGCGCGCCCACGCCCGCACGCACGCAACAUGUGGCGUUUCUGUUCCCCGCCCCACGACACGGCACCGCUGCGCUCCACGUGGGGCGGCAGAGCCUGCUGCAGCGCCCCCAUCCCUACUCCUCCAUCCACCGGUCGACACGCAUCCCCUACCCUCUCCCACUGCCUUUAUUCCCUUCGCCUUUCUUCUCUGCGUAGCUGCGCAUUGCCUCUGCCUCCGAGAACAAGAAGAGAGAGAAAAAGGCUGGUGUUUUAAAGUGAAUAUUAAUAAUGAUAUACUAGUAGUGAGCUAUGGCGGCAGGCGCCGCUCCACAGUCCGUACGGCAGGUGGGGAGGGGCUGCAGAGAUGUGUAGGGCUGACGUCAAUCUGCGGUGGUGGAUGUGGUAAUGCAGUGAGCAUUGGAGAGAGCGGUCACAUGACCUGCCCCCUGCGACACGUCAAAUCGGGCGGCGGCUCAGCUCCUCUCUCUUCUCCUCUCCUUCUUUUUACUUCUCAGCCUCUUCUCAUAUCUUGUUUCGGAGCUUCUCUUCUUCUUCUUCUGCUUCCCUGAGAUCAAGCAGGGAAUCAUGGCGUCGAGAGGUGAGGGGCAUCAUUACCGCGGGGUGAGGAAGAGACCGUGGGGGAGGUACGCGGCGGAGAUACGAGACCCGUGGAAGAAAACGCGAGUGUGGCUCGGCACCUUCGACACCCCCGAGGAGGCUGCGCUUGCCUACGACCGUGCCGCCCGGUCACUCCGUGGCGCCAAGGCCAAGACUAACUUCCCCUAUCACCACAACCCGCCUCCGCCGCCGCCGCAUCUCGAUCUCAACCUCCCCUGCCACCUCUGGCUUCUCCCGCCGCAGGCUAAUCCAACACCUCCACCGUCAACUGCGCUCGUUCUCGGCGGCUUCGCCCAUGUUGAUGGCCUGCCACCUCCGGCUAAGCAGGCAUCGCCUUCACCUUCUGCUAUGUCUCUGUUUCGGGAUUUAGGGAGCGAUUUGCCUUUCGAUCUUAACGAGCCGCCACCGACGUCGUCGCUGAUGAUUGGUUAAUUAAUUAAGCAGUAGUGAUCUCGUUUUAACUCUACCACUCGCCCAGUUUUCUUUCCAUGUUUUCCUUUUCUAUUGUUGGUUAUGUACCUUUAUGUGCCCUUAGCUACUGUAGAGUGGUGAAGCCUGUAAUUAAAUGGUGUUUAACGUCCUCUGCCCGAGUUGAAUGCUUUUCUUCGCCUGCCUUCAUGCCGCAUCCCGCAUGGAUGACGAUGAAGAACAGGGAUCAAUCAGGAUGACACGGGGUCAUGCAUGGCAGAAAGCUCGCCGCUUUUGCAAUAUUUUAAUUGGUUUCA
Messenger RNA from Zingiber officinale, 1350 nucleotides. RefSeq names its product ethylene-responsive transcription factor 12-like. Gene Ontology annotation, molecular function: DNA binding; DNA-binding transcription factor activity. NCBI's taxonomy places the organism in Eukaryota, Viridiplantae, Streptophyta, Magnoliopsida, Zingiberales, Zingiberaceae. The transcript has a single exon. Gene Ontology annotation, biological process: regulation of DNA-templated transcription. The record is from RefSeq and is a predicted model, not a curated record. Bases 593 to 1057 code for a protein of 154 amino acids.